This is a messenger RNA of Hippopotamus amphibius kiboko, 3171 nucleotides long. RefSeq names its product chromosome 9 C11orf54 homolog (gene BKGD). The transcript is spliced from 9 exons. NCBI's taxonomy places the organism in Eukaryota, Metazoa, Chordata, Mammalia, Artiodactyla, Hippopotamidae. Gene Ontology annotation, cellular component: nucleus. Gene Ontology annotation, molecular function: zinc ion binding; hydrolase activity, acting on ester bonds. The record is from RefSeq and is a predicted model, not a curated record. Bases 1178 to 2125 code for a protein of 315 amino acids.
UCAAUUUUGCUCUAAAUGUUGAACUAUUCCAGGCACAGUCUAGUCUUGUAGACAUUGUGAAGUACUGUAAGCUGCAGAACAGAGAUCGCGUGUCUUAUUCACUGCCAUAUUCCGGAGCAUGCCUGCCUAUGUAAUUUGUGAGGCUCAGUAUGAAAUGAAAAUGAAGGGUGCCUUGUUCAAAACACAGGGGAAAGUGCCAUUAAAGGUACUAAAAUAAAAGCUAUUUUCUUUCUUCUGUAGUAUCUCUUUCGACUUGUCAUGACGUUUUAAUUAAUAGCGUUCAUUGCUAUUGUUAAUUAUUGACAUUAAUCAUGCUAUUUUAUUGACUUAAUCACUAGUUAUACUAUUAUUAAUAGCAUUAAUUUGCUAUUUAUUGUCACUCUAAGUAAAGAAAAAUUAAAAGUUGAAGUCAUUAGCGUGAGAUUUACCACUCUUUAUAUUGUGCAAUACCAGUUUUAAAUACAAACAUAAGAACAUUUAGCUUGAUGAGGAAGAUUUGAAAUCUGUAGUUUGAGGCCUGCUAUGUGAACCCUGCCUGUUAAUAAUUACACAGAAAUGAUUGAGUAAGUGUAAAAUGUACUGUUCCUGCCUCUGCCCGCCUUUGUCUGAACUCCUGCAUCCAGUAACCCCUAGCAACUCCCCCACCUCUUGUAGCCCUUAGCAACCCCCACGUUCUGUAACCACCUGUAAUUUAUAGAAACUGUGUAACCAAUCAGUUAGUACCAACUGUAGCUAUAUGUCUUAAUCUAUAAAAGGAGAAAACUGGCCCAAAACGCGGCCCAGAAUUUUUGGAGUGUUAGCUCGUCUGGUGCCGCCAGCUUAAUAAACCUGAGUUCUCCAACUCUCUGAGUGUGGUGCUUGGUUUCUCGUGGGACCAAGUUCUGCAGCAUUUUUGGAGGCCCCAGCGAGAUUCCAACCAUGCCAGGCCCUUGAGCCGCCGGACCGGUGGCUCGGCCGGGUCGGGGUGAAGGAGCUCCGAGACGAACGAGGAGGCACGCCACCUGACGGUAUUCCGGGUUCUCUGUCAGACCGGUACUCUAACUCUCCGGACGGCCGAGCCCUGACCCGACUCAUUAGAGAGAGUCGGACCAACUCACCCAGAACAGUUGCAACCAAGGACCAGGUUCUGCCCUGCCUGCUUCCCUCCUGUUUCAUUCACACCUAAGGAAGAAAGAAGAUGGCUUGUGCUGAGUAUUCUUUUCACGUGCCAAACCUAGAGGAGCUUGUUGGAGUUCUGCAGAAGGGGCUAAUGGAUAACUUUGCUGAUGUCCAGGUCUCUGUAGUUGAUUGCCCUGAUUUGACUAAGGAGCCAUUUACCUUUCCUGUAAAAGGUAUCUGUGGGAAAACUAGAAUUGCAGAAGUAGGAGGUGUACCUUACUUAUUGCCUCUUGUAAAUAAAAAAAAAGUUUAUGAUCUAAAUAAAAUUGCAAAAGAAAUCCAGCUUCCUGGAGCCUUUAUUCUCGGAGCAGGAGCAGGCCCAUUUCAGACUCUUGGAUUCAAUUCUGAGUUUAUGCCAGUUGUUCAAACAGAAAGUGAACACAAACCUUCUGUGAAUGGAAGUUACUUUGCUCAUGUUAACCCUGCAGAUGGAGGGUGCCUAUUAGAGAAAUACAGUGAGAAAUAUGAUGAUUUUGGGUGUGCAUUACUGGCUAAUCUUUUUGCCAGUGAAGGCCAACCUGGAAAGGUCAUUGAGGUGAAAGCCAAAAGAAGAACUGGAAAACUUAACUUUGUGACUUGUAUGAGACAGACUAUUGAAAAACAUUAUGGAGAUAAGCCUGUAGGAAUGGGAGGUACUUUUGUGAUUCAGAAGGGAAAAGUGAAGACUCACAUUAUGCCUACAGAAUUUUCUUCCUGCCCAUUGAACUCUGAUGAAGACGUGAAUAAAUGGUUGCAUUUUUAUGAGAUGAAGGCUCCUUUGGUUUGUCUGCCAGUUUUUGUCUCCAGAGACCCAGGGUUUGAUUUGCGGUUGGAGCACACUCAUUGUUUCAGUGAUCAUGGAGAAGGUGGACACUACCAUUACGACACCACCCCAGAUACAGUGGAAUAUCUUGGAUACUUCUUACCCGCAGAGUUUCUCUAUCGCAUUGAUCAGCCAACAGAGACCCAUUCAUUUGGGCGAGAUUAAAUCAACUGAUACCCGUUUAGAAAAAGUAAUAAUUAACUAAGGUUAACUCAUUAAUUGAUACUAAUAUAAAGUCUAACAGAAAUAGUCUCACUACUUAAGCCCUAUGUUUUUCGGCCUUUGAAAUGAAAGGUACAUUGAUACUGCGCUCUGUAUUACUUCAUAGAUCUAUCUGAAAGGGAUUAAUGGAACAAAGACACAUGAUAGAGAUGUUCUUCAUUAUUUUUAUUCUAAAAAUCGGUCUUAUGUUUAUAAUUAAAUAUAAACAUGAUUAAGAAUCAAGCGAUUAUUCCUACUAGCUAAUAGUAAUAAUUUACAUUUGUAUAUUAUUCAGUUUUUCAAAUUAGUCUCACAUCUGCUAAGUGGAUGUUUCUGGAUAUUAGAAAAAUCAGUGUUGGAAAUGUUGAUAGUUGUUAAAUCUUUCUACUGAAUUUUUAAAAUCCAUUUUAGAAAUCAAAGUACACUUUUUUCAUGGAAUAAGGUGGUCAGAGGGAGCAACUUUACUCCUUUUGGUGAAAUUGAACCAUACUCAGAAGUUUACAAUUUGCUUUUCACGAAUAUUAGCAGCUAGACAAUUAGCCAUGAUUCCUCCUUUGUUUGGACUGUCAGUUGGAAGGAGUUUGUGUCUUGUUGAUUAUUUGCAAGAAGAGAAAGGAAAAGAAAUAGCAUCAAAAUACAACCUUGAAGUGACUAUACUUUAUAAGUGAGUCUAUUGCUAAAUAUGACUCCUAUCCUUCGUGACAUAUAAAAUUAUACUUUACUGAUUGUAAAGUGUAAUUUUGAAUUUUUCCUCAGUGGGAAAAAAGUAAAAUUUUGAAAUUUCCCUCAGUGUUUUUCGAUAAUAAGCAUUAGCCAAAAACAACUCUCUCAUCUUAUAAGGCCAACAUUUUGCAGAUUUAAGAGUUUUUUAGUACUAAGCAUAUAAUAAAUUGUCAAGAAGUAUUUUUUGUCUUUAGAUGUUAAUUAUAACAUACCCUGUGAGUAUAAAUUCCUAAAUAUUAUUUUUAAACAUUGGUUUGUAGCAAAAAAAAUGAAUAAAAAUUUUGCAU